AUGGCUCGACACGACGUUGAGACCAGGCCAGGCAGGCCACCUCCACCGCCAUCAUGGGCAUCGAUUCCCAACAAGUUCCAACUGUUCAUAAUAUGUUCGGUGCGGGUAGUCGAUUUCUUCCAGCAAGCCGCGUUGCAAGCAUACAUGUACUACCAACUGAAGUCUUUUUCACCCUCAGCCCCGGACAGCCAAAUAUCGUUCGAGGCCGGCGUGCUACAGGGUGUCUUUACACUCGCCCAAGUCUUCACAGGCAUCCUGUGGGGUCGAGUGGCAGACUCGCCUAGGUUUGGAAGAAAGGGUGUUCUGCUUAUGUGCUUGGUCGGACAGGGCAUGAGUUGCGUGGGCGUGGCAUUCUCGAGGAGUUUCACAGCUGCGGCCAUCUGGAGAUGUCUGGGCGGUGCCGUCAAUGCGACCGUCGGAGGAGCAAGAACGGCUCUGGCGGAGAGCACGGAAAAGAAAUACCAUUCCAGGACAUUCCUGUUGCUACCCUUGGCAUGGAACGUUGCCAAUAUCUUUGGUCCUUUGUUCGGCGGUCUGCUCUCCGAUCCAGUGCAGAAUUAUCCCGCCCUGUUCGGGGAGAAUUCAACCUUUGGCGGAGCGCAUGGCGUCUCAUGGCUGACAACGUUCCCUUAUGCCCCACCGAAUCUGUUCUGCGCGUUGGUUCUGUUUGCAGACGCCUUGCUCGUGUGGAUGGGCCUGCGGGAGACGUUGGCGGCGAAGAGAUACGACCGCGAUCGAGGCAUUGAGUUCGCCGAAAACCUCACGUACCGCGUCCGCCACAUGAUCUUCCGACGUUUCGGCUACAGCCAGCUGAGGCAAGCAGACGCGCCGGCCGGACCCGACACAUUGGACGAUGAGAAUCUCCCUUCGAGUCUACCGAUGACUCCCCUGCCACCCAAGGAAGUGGACAAUUCAAAUUCCGCCGAAACGUCGUCAAAGGUUCCCCCGCGACCGUCUGAAGCUCCCAAGUCCGCACCUCCCUUUUACCAUGCCAUCACGUCGAACGUUCUUCUUGUGUUGGCGACCGUUGCGGUCAUGGAUUUUCAGAUGGGCGGCUUCGCUUCACUGUGGACCAUCUUCCUCUCCUCCGCUCGAGCCACGGACGAGCAAAAAUCCACGGUCCGCCUACCAUUUGUGUUCACGGGUGGCUUGCAAUUCAGCCUGCCGACCAUCGGCCUCGCCAUGUCGAUUCUGGGAUUCGUCGGAAUCAUCCUGCAAUUGACACUCUACCCUAGUAUUAACGCACGCUUCGGCCUCCUCCGCUCAACGCGGUGGUCUCUGUUCGUGUUCCCCAUCGCAUACGCCCUGGCGCCUUACCUCUCCCUCCUGAUCUCGCAUCCAUUCAUCCUCUGGAUCGGCAUCGUCGUGGUGGUGGUACUCCAAGUCGCGGCCAGGACGUUCGCCAUUCCAGGCUCGGUGUUGCUCAUCAACAACUCGAGUCCCAGUCCCGCCAUGCUGGGUACGAUUCACGGCAUGGGGGCCGCCACUUCAUCCGCGUUCAGGACAGUUGGACCCAUCGUCGCGGGCCACUGGUAUGGACAGGGUCUAGAGAAAGGCGUCGUAGGCUGGGCGUGGUGGUGGCUGGCUUUUGUGAGCGUGUUUGGUGUGAUACCCAGCUUUUGGGCGAAAGAUGGGAGGUGA
Molecule: messenger RNA, 1641 nt
Organism: Cladophialophora yegresii CBS 114405
Lineage: Eukaryota; Fungi; Ascomycota; Eurotiomycetes; Chaetothyriales; Herpotrichiellaceae
Exons: 1
Coding region: 1-1641 (546 amino acids)
Biological process (GO): transmembrane transport
Molecular function (GO): transmembrane transporter activity
Source: RefSeq, a predicted model, not a curated record